Piliocolobus tephrosceles (Ugandan red Colobus) is the source of this 1652-nucleotide messenger RNA. RefSeq names its product putative malate dehydrogenase 1B. Gene Ontology annotation, molecular function: malate dehydrogenase activity; oxidoreductase activity, acting on the CH-OH group of donors, NAD or NADP as acceptor. Gene Ontology annotation, biological process: malate metabolic process. The transcript has a single exon. The record is from RefSeq and is a predicted model, not a curated record. The coding region runs from base 17 to 1651 and encodes 544 amino acids. NCBI's taxonomy places the organism in Eukaryota, Metazoa, Chordata, Mammalia, Primates, Cercopithecidae.
UGAGUCUCUCUCAACCAUGGCCAAAUUAGUCACUGCGGGUAGAGCAGAUUGUCCACAUUAUGCUAAAACAGAACUUCUGGCAGACUAUUUACAAAAGAAUCUUCCUGAUUUUUGGAUACAUAAAAUCACACAACGUCCUGAGGUUUGGGAGGAUUGGCUAAAAGAUGUGUGUGAAAAGAAUAAGUGGAGUCACAAUAAUUCCCCUAUCAUAUGGAGAGAGCUGUUGGAUCGUGGAGGAAAGGGUUUGCUUUUGGGAGGAUAUAAUGAGUUCCUGGAGCAUGCCCAGCUUUACUAUGAUGUCACCUCUAGCAUGAUGACUGAGUUGAUGAUGGUAAUUGCUCAAGAGAACCUGGGGGCACAUAUAGAAAAAGAGCAGGAGGAAGAAGCCCUGAAAACUUGCAUCAACCCCUUGCAGGUCUGGAUCACCAGUGCCUCUGCUCCUGCCUGCUACAACCUAAUUUCCAUAUUAACGAGUGGCGAAGUGUUUGGGAUGCAUACAGAAAUUAGCAUAACUCUAUUUGACAACAAGCAGGCAGAAGAAUAUCUCAAAAGCCUUGUUGUGGAGACCCAGGACCUGGCGUCACCCGUCCUGCGCAGUGUCUCCAUCUGCACAAAGGUGGAGGAGGCCUUCUGCCAGGCCCAUGUCAUUGUGGUGCUGGACGAAAGCACCGACAAGGAGGUGUCCACUCUGGAGGACUGCCUCCGAAGCAGGGUGCCUCUGUGCAGACUCUACGGGUACCUGAUAGAGAAAAAUGCUCAUGAAUCCGUCAGAGUCAUCGUGGGAGGGAAAACCUUUGUGAACCUGAAGACAGUUUUACUCAUGAGAUAUGCCCCACACAUCGCAUACAACGUUAUUGCUGUGGCACUGGGGGUGGAAGGUGAAGCGAAAGCCAUACUGGCCAGAAAACUGAAGACAGCUCCUUCAUACAUUAAAGAUGUGAUCAUUUGGGGUAAUAUCAGUGGAAAUAAUUACGUUGAUCUGAGAAAAACAAGGGUGUACAGAUACGAGAGUGCCAUUUGGGGAUCUCUUCAUUAUUCACGCCCUCUUUUAAACUUGAUUUUUGACAGUGAGUGGGUAAAAAGAGAAUUUGUAGCAACUCUUAAAAACUUGACCACCAUAGGAAGACAAUUUGGAGGCAUUUUGGCUGCACACAGUAUAGCCACUACGUUGAAAUACUGGUAUCAUGGCUCACCGCCUGGGGAGAUUGUAUCUUUAGGAAUACUGAGUGAAGGCCAGUUUGGUAUUCAUAAAGGGAUCGUCUUUUCUAUGCCUGUGAAAUUUGAGAAUGGAACUUGGGUGGUUCUUACAGAUCUCAAAGAUAUUGAAAUAAGUGAACAAAUAAUGACCAGAGUGACAAGUGAUCUAAUUCAGGAGAAACUUGUCGCACUUGGAGACAAGAUACAUUUUCAGCCAUACCAAUCAGAAACUGAACUACAUAAAAAAGAUAAAAGGAUCUCCUUACCCAUCACAGAUGACAGCCAGGAAGAACAGGUCUCAGAUGAACAUGAAGAUCUGGUCCCUGAUGAAGAAAAAAAUCUAGUUAUGUCAGACGCAGCAGAUUUUCUAAAUCGGUUUCCUCAAACCACCUUUGAAAAGCCACAGAGUCUUGAGUUCCUAAAUGGCUUUGAAGGCAAAACUGUGGAAUCCUAAC